GUGUAAGAAUUAGGAAUGGAGUCAGCAUAUCUUCAAAAGUAUCUCGGGGCAUGUCUAACUCAGGGUCUUGCAGAAGUGGCAAAAAUACAUCCAGUGGAUCCAAUAUUAUAUUUAGCAUUGUGGCUUUACAAGUAUAAGGAAAAUGUGACCUCAGAGCAAGCAAGAGAAAAGGAAAUGGUGGAGUUGGAACGUGAAAGAGAAAUAGCUCUAAUGGAGCAGGAAAUGAUGGAGAGGUUCAAAGCAGAGGAGAUCAUGUUUCAGGAACAACAACUGGCCUUCCAGCUAGAGCUGGAAAUGCAAGAAAAAGAGAGAGUGAGAAUAGAAGAACUAAAGAAAAUAGAAGAAAUAAUGGAGAAGGAGGCAAGAAUGAAUAUGGAAAAUAUAGUUAAGGGUGAAGAUGCCCCCCAUUUAGAGGAAUCAGGCAAAACAUUAGCUGAAAUUAGCAUCCUGUACCGGGCACCUAACUUGAGCAGAGUGGAGGAGCUUGAUGAGCUGAUGCUAUCUGAUGUUGCGUUAAACAUUGAUCAAGAUUUAUAGUCUCAAGCAACCCAAGAGUAAUAAAUUUU
Talpa occidentalis (Iberian mole) is the source of this 566-nucleotide messenger RNA. Its product is annotated as DPY30 domain-containing protein 1-like. The record is from RefSeq and is a predicted model, not a curated record. The transcript has a single exon. Gene Ontology annotation, cellular component: Set1C/COMPASS complex. NCBI's taxonomy places the organism in Eukaryota, Metazoa, Chordata, Mammalia, Eulipotyphla, Talpidae. The coding region runs from base 16 to 537 and encodes 173 amino acids.